Messenger RNA from Solanum tuberosum (potato), 1872 nucleotides. RefSeq names its product APO protein 1, chloroplastic-like. The transcript is spliced from 5 exons. The record is from RefSeq and is a predicted model, not a curated record. NCBI's taxonomy places the organism in Eukaryota, Viridiplantae, Streptophyta, Magnoliopsida, Solanales, Solanaceae. Bases 245 to 1561 code for a protein of 438 amino acids. Gene Ontology annotation, molecular function: RNA binding.
UCUCAACUCAAACCAUUUCAACUGCUUAAUCUGCUAAAUCCUAGUGAGGUUGAACUUCAGAGCUUUUCUGGUGAGCACACAUCAACCAUUUUGUAGUAUAAAGCUCAAAGAAAUUCAGUGGCAUAAUCAAGUUGUAGCAGAAACUCCCACGUAGAUUCAAGAAUUUGAGGGGACAACCGUUUGAGUUAACAAAUUUGAUUUCUCACUGGAGCUAGCAGGCAGAGAGAAAGCAAAGUUCACAUAGAUGCUACAACAUAUUUCAGUUCUGACUAAUACUCCAUGGUGGCUAUCUCAAAAUGGUGCUUUCCCAGGCGUGGUUGUGUAUAAGAAGCCUCUGCGAUGGGCUCAUCCACUUCCGCUGAAGUUUGAUCAUAAAUAUAAUGUAACUGGUCCAGGAAGACAAGGAACCUUUCUUUGUACUGAAAGGAGGCAUCCCCAAGGUCGAAACUCUAAGAAACGUGAAGCUGUGCAGCAGAAUGUGGAUCUUCCCCUGGUCCUGCCCAAGCAAAAGAAGAAGCCGUAUCCUAUACCUUUGAAGAAAAUUCAGCAGGCUGCGAAGGCUGACAAGAAGUUGGCUGAGGUUGGAAUAGAAAAGAAGCUUGAACCCCCUAAGAAUGGAUUGCUUGUGCCUAGCCUAGUUCCCGCGGCUUACGAAUUGUUAGAUGAUUGGAAACUUUUCAUUAAAGGACUUGCACAACUGCUCCACUUUAUUCCUGUCCAUGCUUGUAGUGAAUGCUCACAAAUCCAUGUUGCUCAAAGUGGUCAUGAGAUUCAGGAUUGCCUUGGCCCAACCAACAGUAGUCGCAGAAGCUUCCACUCCUGGGUGACGGGAUCAAUUAAUGAUGUGCUAAUUCCUAUCGAGUCAUACCAUAUGUAUGAUCCUUUUGGCACACGCAUUAAGCAUGAGACACGAUUCAACUAUGACAGAAUUCCGGCAGUUGUAGAACUUUGCAUCCAAGCUGGUGUGGAUCUGCCAGGAUAUCCUUCACGGAGAAGGACUAAACCCAUCAGAAUGAUGGGAAAGAAAGUGAUCGACAUAGGUGGAUUAGUUGAGGAGCCUAGACCCACCGUAGACACAAAUUCGGCUAUUAUGGACCUUGAUACCCAUCGGUCUUUUGAACGUUUUGCUCCACCAUUGGAGUCAGAGGUGCCACGUAUUGCCCAGGAGACGAUUGAUGCAUAUGAGAAAGUGAAAUGGGGGGUGACAAAGUUGAUGAAGAAGUACACUGUCAAAGCUUGUGGUUACUGUUCGGAGGUUCAUGUGGGGCCUUGGGGUCACAAUGCUAAGCUCUGUGGCGAAUUUAAACACCAGUGGCGGGAUGGGAAACAUGGCUGGCAAGAUGCAACAGUGGAUGAGGUAUUUCCCCCUAAUUAUGUGUGGCAUGUUCAAGAUCCAAAAGGAACCCCAUUGAGGAGUGCACUGAAGAGGUUCUAUGGGAAGGCUCCAGCUGUGGUUGAAGUUUGUAUGCAGGCUGGUGCUCAAAUACCUCAAAAGUAUAAGCCUAUGAUGAGGCUAGACAUUGUGCUCCCUGAAAGUGAAGAAAGUCGCCUAGUCGCGUAAGGUUCCUUAAGUACAAGCCUAUGUUGAGGAUAUACAUUGUGCUCCCUGACAGUGAAGAGAGUCGCCUAGUCGCAUAAGGUUCCUUUACUAACUGUUCUACAUAGCUAAACGUACACAGUGUGUUAUAAAGAUGUAUAAAAGUCUGGAAAUGUAGCUUUCAUGAUAUUGUUCAUCUCUUCAUUGGGUGAGUAUCUAUUGAGGCUGCAGUCUUUGUUUUGCCUCUGUAAUGUGAGGAUCAGGGCACCCAUUUCAACUUAGAAAAUCAAUGUCCACAUAAUAUAAGUCCAAAAAGAUUCAAAAUUGGCAGGCAA